Anopheles funestus (African malaria mosquito) is the source of this 2162-nucleotide messenger RNA. RefSeq names its product fibroin heavy chain-like. The record is from RefSeq and is a predicted model, not a curated record. Bases 260 to 1507 code for a protein of 415 amino acids. The transcript has 2 exons. Lineage: Eukaryota; Metazoa; Arthropoda; Insecta; Diptera; Culicidae.
UGCUUCCAUUCUCAAAGCGUGUAUCACAUGAAAAGAAAAGCAAAAAAACAAAUUGCAUUUGUAAAAAUAUCCCUGGACAACGCCUUUCCGGCCCAGUAUAUAUAUAUAUGGCCAAAGUCCUGUUCCUUCAUCAGUCAAGUUCGAUCUUUCCUACAAACAGGCCACUGGAAGGAAGUCUUCAGAAGACAUUCUUACAAGUGUACUAUUGUGAGUGCGCGUUACAGUUCGUCUCAUUUCGAAAGAAACAAAAACAGUUACAAUGCGCUUUCUUGUGGUUUUAACCGCCUGUUUGGCAGUUGCCUCGGCUGACAUCGGGCUAAAGCUGCGUCAGGGUGGCAGCAGCUACGAUGUUGGUCAACAGUCGGUGACCCUUCAGUACGCACCCACGGUUUAUCAAGAUUCGGUUGGUGGAGGAGCUGUCUCGUCUGCCGAUGCGCGCUCGUAUGGUGGAUCAUCUUAUGGUGGAGCCGGUGCUGGUGCUAGUGCUGGUGCUAGUGCCGGUGCUGGUGCUGGUGGAUAUGGCGGUAACUUCGGAGGUCCGAUUUCUGCAGCUGCUUCCGGUGCAGAUUUCAAUGCCGGCUACCAGGCAGGACUUCGUGCGGGUGCUUCCGCGUCUGCCGGUGCUUCGGCCACUGGAGGUUCAUUUGGUAUCGGAAGUCGGCUAGGUGGUGCCGGUGCAUUCUCCGGAUCUUCGGCAAGCAGCAACAGUUUCGCCUCUGGUUCCGCCGGUUCGUUCGCUGGUUCGUCUGCCGGCGCUUCCAGCGAAGCCUAUGCAAAGACCCAGGUCCGCUAUGCUGCUCCAGUAAUCCAGAAGAACUUCUACUACCAUGUGGCACCCGAGGAGCCGAAGGCCGCCGCCGAAGCUAACACGCUGACCAUCACGCCCCGCAAACACUACAAGGUCAUCUUCAUCAAGGCCCCGACUGUCAGUGCCGAUGCCGCUGCUAAGGCUCAGGCUGCCAGCAAAACUGAAGAGAAGACGAUCGUCUACGUGCUCGUUAACAAGCCUGCCAAGGCAAAGGCCGGUUCGGUCGCUGAUGCUAGCUCGUUCGCAUCUGCCAAGCCAGAGGUUUACUUCAUCAAGUACCAGGGCAAGGAUGCUAAGGCUCACUCUUCGGCUGGUGCUAUCUCCAUCGCCGGUGCUGGUGCUGGUGCUUCGUCUGGUGCUGGUGCUUCUGCUGGUGCUGGUGCUGGUUCUUACGGCGGCUCUUACGCUGAUAGCUCAUCCAACGCAUACGCUACUGGUGGCGCUGGAUUUGACGCCGGUUUCGGUGGAGCGGCCGGAUAUGCUGAUGCUGGUGCAUCUGCUUCUGCUAUUGGUGUGGCCAAUGACUUCGUUGAUUUCGGUGCUCGUACCGGUGCGUCUGGCGCCUCUGCUGGAAGCAGUAGUUACAGCGCUGGUUAUACCGCUGGCUACAAUGCCGGCGGUGCUGGUUUCGCUGUAACGCCUUCAUACGGUGGUGCUGCCGCCACCGCUAAUGCAGGCGCUAGUGGCUACUCGUACUAGGCACCUGCCUGGAUGACACCUGGAUGCCUUACUCAACAAUUAACCAAUCCCAAAGCGUCUGUGAACGGUUCUAUUACACAGCAGCAUACUCAUGGAAAUGAAAUUACGAUGCCCUCUACGAUGGAUUACGCCGAACGGAGUUUUAACAAUGUGUAUAUUGGAAAAUGAUUCUACGAAAUAUGAUUUAACUGUCGACCCUGCGUCAUGUAACAAGUACCUUAAGUCGUUUUUUCGAAAACCCCCACGUGUCCCUUAUCUUUGCAUCUUCGUCCUCGAUUAUUUCCCUCUUCCUUCUGUAGAAAUGUAAAACAAGUAAGAUAAAUUUAUUUUCCCUCGUACAGUUUUCUGACGAUGAAGCUGUGAACUGGAAGUACGAAAAAGCUGCAUGAUGAUAUACGAAACAGUGUCACGGCUCGAUGAAGAGAACGUGCAGUGUUUAGUGCAGCAGUAACGCUUUCGAUACAUCCUUACUUUGUGCGUUACAACAUUAAGAAGCCAGCAUUGUAUCAUAAGACAAGUGUAUCCAAGCACACACGCACACACAUAUGCAUACACAUAUACGUAGAUAUUUGCAUACAAAUAUCCAUAAUAAAACAAAAGGAUAAUAAUAAAAAUGUGUUAUCUAAAAUGAAAGCUGUAAACCUUGUUUCUCUUU